Messenger RNA from Danio aesculapii, 717 nucleotides. RefSeq names its product apolipoprotein A-I-like. The record is from RefSeq and is a predicted model, not a curated record. Bases 103 to 507 code for a protein of 134 amino acids. The transcript has 4 exons. Lineage: Eukaryota; Metazoa; Chordata; Actinopteri; Cypriniformes; Danionidae.
UCUGUACAUAUAAAUGCAGAUUUACAAGUGCUGCUGAUUUACAUUUUAACUUCAGAUGGGACAACUUGAGUUUAAACACACCAACACAGACUAAAACUGAAAAUGAUGAAGAUUCCCCUGGUUAUUGCAUUGGCAAUGUGUACAGGUUGCCAAGCCAACUUUUUCAAUGCUGAUGAACCCAAGCCACAACUAAAGUUAGCUGAUGUAUUCAGGAGCUUCGUUGACCAAACCAGGCGCACUGCAGAGGAAACCAUUGAGAAGAUUCAGACUUCCCAAGUGGGACAAGAAUUUAAACAGCACACCACCAACCUGAAGGAAACGAUGGAUCCUCUGAUGACCCAAAUCACAGAAGGUGCUGACAUGCUGAAGAAUCGUAUAGAAGAGGAAAUGAGUGUCGUGAGGUGUGCACUAAAGCCCUACAUUGAAGUUGUCACAGAUCCUUUUGAGAAGGCAGCUAAUCACAUGAGAGAAGCUCUGAAAUUUGAGGCCAGAGAAGUAAAGAGCUGAGAGAGAGCCUGGAGAAAAAUGGAAGAACUGAAGACUUUAAGCUGCAAUAACAAUUUACCUUUUUAUCAACAUGGAGUUGUACUAGAAUCUUAUUUGUUGUAUAUUUAGAAAGCAAUGACCUGGUGAAAUGUGUAAUGUAAUGUAUAAAAAUGCCUCUGCUGAACUGCUGUGUGGUAAAUUAGUAAGCCCAAUAAAUCCUCUAGAAAAGUA